Molecule: messenger RNA, 1217 nt
Organism: Ornithorhynchus anatinus (platypus)
Lineage: Eukaryota; Metazoa; Chordata; Mammalia; Monotremata; Ornithorhynchidae
Gene: POFUT1
Product: protein O-fucosyltransferase 1
Exons: 7
Coding region: 14-1171 (385 amino acids)
Biological process (GO): regulation of Notch signaling pathway; Notch signaling pathway; protein O-linked glycosylation via fucose
Cellular component (GO): endoplasmic reticulum
Molecular function (GO): peptide-O-fucosyltransferase activity
Source: RefSeq, a predicted model, not a curated record
GGGGGCCGACGGGAUGGCGGCGGGGUGGGCGGCCCCGCGGGUCCUGCUGCUGGUCCUGCCGCUCCUCGGCCCGGGCCGCGCCCGGCCUUGGGACCCCGCCGGCUACCUGCUCUACUGCCCCUGCAUGGGACGAUUCGGAAACCAGGCGGAUCAUUUCUUGGGGUCGUUGGCCUUCGCCAAGCUGCUGAACCGGACUCUGGCGGUGCCGCCCUGGAUUGAAUAUCAGCAUCACCGCCCUCCCUAUACCAACGUCCACGUGCCGUACGAGAAAUACUUCGAGCUGGAGCCCCUCCUCGCCUACCACCGCGUCGUCAGCCUGGAGGACUUCAUGGAGACCCUGGCCCCCCGGCACUGGCCCCCCGACGAGCGAGUGGCUUAUUGCUUCCAGGCGGCCGCCGAGCGGAGCUCCGACGGGAAGACCUGCCCCAUGAAGGACGGAAACCCCUUCGGGCCAUUCUGGGACCAGUUCGACGUGAACUUCAGCCGGUCGGAGGUGUUCAGCGGCCUGGCUUUCAGUCCGGGCUACAGAGAUCACUGGAUCCAGAGGUUCCCGGCCAGCGAGCACCCGGUGUUGGCGUUGCCCGGGGCCCCGGCGCAGUUCCCGGUCCUGGAGGAGCACCGCCGCCUGCAGAAGUACAUGGUCUGGGCGCCGGCCCUGGCCCGCGACGGGGAGGCCCAGAUCAGCGCCCACCUCGUUCGGCCGUACGUGGGCAUCCACCUCCGGAUCGGCUCCGACUGGAGGAACGCGUGCGGCAUGCUGAAGGACGGGUCGGCCGGUCCCCACUUCAUGGCGUCGCCGCAGUGCGUGGGCUACCACCGGCCCAGCGCGGCCAAGCUGACCUCGGCCAUGUGCCUGCCGGACCUGGCGGAGAUCGAGCGGGCCCUGAGCCUCUGGGUGGGGAAGGUCCGGGCCCGCGCCGUCUACGUCGCCACCGACUCGGAGAGCUUCGUCCCGGAGAUCCGCCGGCUCUUCAAGGGGGCGGUGAAGGUGGUCUGCCUGCGGCCGGAAGUGGCCCAGCUGGACCUCUACAUCCUGGGCCGGGCCGACCACUUCAUCGGCAACUGCGUGUCCUCCUUCACCGCCUUCGUCAAGCGGGAGCGGGAGCUGCUGGGAAGACCCUCCUCGUUCUUCGGCAUGGACCACCCCCCGCCUCCCCGGGAUGAGUUCUGAGCCCCUCCGGCGCGGCCCGGCGGGUGGAGCCCGGGCCCGGGCGUCG